ACGGUGGGAGCGGAUCCAUUUCCGGGUUGGUAAAAGGGGCGGCGGCGAGAAAGAGAGCUUGCCGCGGGGCGAACGGGCAGGACUAAACCCGGACUGAGGUGACGGAGGAUUCGCUCCCGGAGUAGCCCCCGCCAGGUGGGAAAGACGCCGAGGCGGCUGAGCCCGCCGCUGAGCUCCAUCGCUGGCGAUCAAGGAGUGACGGUGUGCAAGUGUUUCCAGCAUCUCUGCAGGAAGCGCCUACACUUCUGGUGGCUCAAGGGUAUUAGAAUGUGAGAGAAGACACUUCUACAAGGAAUGUCAUGGUGCUGCCAUUAGAUUAUCUGUGGUCUAUGAAUGACCUAAAGCUGCAACUAAAAACGGAGAGAGAACGGUGCCAACUGGGAGCAGGGCAAGCAUGCCAAUUCCUCCUCCCCCCCCACCCCCGCCUGGUCCUCCCCCACCUCCCACCUUCAGUCAGGCAAACACAGAACAGCCCAAACUCAGUAGGGAUGAGCAGCGGAAUCGAGGCGCCCUCUUACAAGACAUCUGCAAAGGGACCAAACUGAAGAAGGUGACCAACAUUAAUGAUCGGAGUGCUCCUGUCAUCGAGAAGCCCAAAGGGAGCGGUGGUGGCUACGGCCCUGGAGCUGCUGCUUUACAGCCCAAGGGAGGUCUCUUUCAAGGAGGUGUGCCGAAGCUCCGCCCUGUGGGAGCCAAGGAUGCUCCAGAGACCCCAGCUGGUAAGCCGGCUCUUCAGGUACCCAGUUCUCGAGCUGCUGCUCCAAGGCCUCCGGUGUCUGCAGCUAGUGGGCGACCUCACGAUGAUAGCGACAGCAGCCGAGCCUCCCUCCCAGAACUGCCCCGGAUGCAGAGACCCUCUUUACCGGACCUCUCUCGGCCUAACACCACCAGUGGCACCGGAAUGAAGCACAGCUCCUCUGCACCUCCCCCGCCCCCUCCAGGCCGGCGUGCCAACGCGCCCCCUACCCCUCUUCCUCUGCACAGCAACAAAGCCCAAGCCUACAACAGGGAGAAGCCGUUGCCUCCAACACCUGGGCAGAGGGUGCACCCGGGUCGAGAAGGACAUCCUGCUCCACCCCCUGUAAAGCCGCCUCCUUCCCCUGUGAACGUCAGAACAGGACCCAGUGGCCAGUCUCUGGCUCCUCCCCCACCGCCUUACCGCCAGCCUCCUGGGGUCCCCAAUGGGCCCUCAAGCCCCACCAAUGAGUCAGCCCCCGAGCUGCCACAGAGACACAAUUCUUUGCAUAGGAAAACGCCAGGGCCUGUCCGAGGCCUUGCACCUCCCCCGCCCACCUCAGCCACCCCCUCUUUGCUGAGUAACAGGCCACCUCCCCCAGCCCGAGACCCUCCCAGCAGGGGAGCAGCCCCUCCACCCCCACCGCCCAUGAUCCGAAAUGGUGCCAGGGAUGCCCCUCCUCCCCCACCACCUUACCGGAUGCAUGGGUCAGAACCCCCAAGCAGAGGGAAGCCUCCACCUCCACCCUCAAGGACACCAGCUGGGCCGCCCCCUCCUCCACCACCACCCUUGAGGAAUGGCCACAGAGACUCCAUCACCACUGUCCGCUCCUUCCUGGAUGACUUUGAGUCCAAGUACUCCUUCCAUCCGGUGGAGGACUUCCCCGCUCCAGAAGAGUACAGGCAUCUUCAAAGAGUGUACCCCAGCAAAACAAACCGAGCUGCCCGUGGAGCCCCACCUCUGCCGCCCAUUCUCAGGUGAAGCCUGGCGUGGUCCUGCUCCUCAGGAAAAGGAUGAACCUCCUCUUCUCAGAUGGUCCCCAACCCCUAACACCUGCAUGAGAGCUCCUACAGUGUUUCUCCAGUGCAACCAACCCUAGACUCUGAGCACCCUCCCAGCCCAGCGCCAUCUAUGCAUCUCCUCUCUGGACUUGGUGAUUGGACUCUUUCUAUUGGCCACGGGGCCUCACGCCCAUGUCCACCUUCUUCCAGCAAGCCUGCUAGCCAGAGGAGCAGAAAGCUUUCACGCCUCCUGCUUUCUUCCAGAGAAAGGUGCCUUGUUAAGGUGAAUGGACUCCCAGGGGCAGGGUAGAAAACGUGACCCUGUCUCUGUCAUUCACCGAGGGCGAAGUGUGCUGUGUGCCGUUAUACUCCAUAGUUUAGGAGGUUGGUGUGGCCAGGACUUCUGGGAAAGGGUAUCCCGUGAUGCGGGAAGGGGUUUGCAGAGAAGUGAUCUGUUUUAAAGGUCGGGUUACGGAAAGGACAAGGAAAUGGGUCUUCUUCAUUUUUAAGAGUGUUUGGUUUUGUUCUCAUCCCUCUUCCCCCAUCCCAAGAGAUGAGUUGUACAUACACACUAAGUACUAAUCAGUUAACCGAACAGUAAAAGGGCAUGAAGUACGCUGAGGAUCAUCUCAGAGCUAGUCCGCUCUUGUGCAGCUGAGGGCCAGAGCUGUCUGAGCUCUCUCAUAAGACAUGAAAAGAUAGGGCCUUAACCACAGCCUCCUGAUUAACCCUGAAGUGGUCACAGCCUGAGCCCUUCAGCCUUUGGGAAUGCUCCAGGGAGACUGAGAAGGGAAGCAGGAAGCACUCAGUUCUAGGGAGUGUCUGGUUCUUCAGGGUCAGUAAGAUCUUGACAGCCGGCUUAUAUGAAGCAGGCUCUUCCUGCUUUCUCUGCCACCCAUACCUUCCUGCGACUGCAGGGUUUAAGGCCACAGAGGAGAAAAGGGAGCUUCAGGGGGAUAUGCUGAGUCCUUUAAACCAAGAAGCACAGAGACGUAGUCCAGGAGCCUGCUCUUCCCUGGCGGCCAGCAGUACACCGUGUGCUUGUCUUCCAGGUUAGGCAAACAGCACAGGAAGCGAAUGGUCCAACUGAGGCUUGUCUGUUGGCCAGGGAGUGUCUUCUCCAGCAGUGUGGGGCACCUGAAUUCCACACUCAGACAAGUUGGUUUCCUCUGGUCCUUGACCUAGGCACACGCUGCUCAAAUCUUGCAUGACAAUAAGGAGAUCCGACUGUUCUUUGAGUUGGGUAGGGGAAGCAGGUGAAAAACUUCCAAAUACACCACAGGGUUAAACUGUCCUAGGGACCUUUCUUUUUUUCCUUCUUAUUUUUAUUUUUACUCCUCUUUCUCUCUCUCUCUCUCUCUCUCUCUCUCUCUCUCUCUCUCUCUCUCUCUCUCUCUCUCUCUUUUCCUGAGACAGGGUUUCUCUGUUCAUUCCUGGCUGUCCUGGAACUCACUCUCCAGACCAGGCUGGCCUCACACUCAGAGAUCCACUGCCUCUGUGUCUGCCUCCACCUCCCAGGUGCUGGGACCAAAGGUGUGUGCCACCACACCUGGCUCAUAGGGACCUUUCUGAUCUAGUGGAUCAUAGGAUCUGUGCGUUACGCCAGGUCAAACCCAGAUCUUCUGGGACCGGUGAAGGUGGGCCUAACUUGGUUUAUUUAUUUAUUGUUACCCAUUGCCAGCUCCUGGACCACUUGGACUCUUGGGACAGGCAGUGGUUCGAUCUCACCAGAUUUUUAAUUGUUCACUAUUUAUCCUUCUCAAAUCUGUUAGCCGUUCCGCUCCCAGCAUCCUGAAGUGAACAGAGCUAAGAGGGAGAAGAGCUAACACUGGGAGAGCUCCAGGGUAGAUGCUAAAUGUUGAACUUGACUGUGAAGUCCUCCCAUUUGUUGUUGAAAUGGGAGCUGAUGCCUUUUAUACAAUGUUAUCAAAGUGUGAAAAUUUUCCCUUACUGAAACAGAGAACAUUAAAAAUAUAUGUGUGCGUAUAUAUGUAUACACACACACACACACACACACACACACACACACACACACACACACACACCCUACUCACAAAUAAAGCCAAAGCCCAGCCUUUUGCUCGGGCUGAUGUAUCCUCCUCGACUUGACCUGCGCCCUUUCUGUUUCCCAGAUCCCACUGUGUCAUGUGGGCAUUGAUUUUAUUCUCAUUCUCUUUGGUGCCACAACCACCAAAACAAGGCCUGGGUCUAGACCCAAGUGAGCUCGCUCCUCCACUUGAGCGUGUUGGUGACACACCUAACUUAAAUGUCUUUGCCUUAUUCAUCAUUUGGUCCUGCUGUUAAUAACAAAUUUAUUAUCGUGUAUAUUUGCUAUUGAAGAUGGGAACGUGAUCCUCAAAUUGUUGGUCUGUUUUGUAUGUUGUGCAAAACUUGUAACACAGGUUUAAGGCGGGUGGGCUGUGAGAACACUGAAAACGUGCCCUUUGAAGCCGUUAUGUCCUCAUGGGAAUGUCGUCUCUUCAGUGGAAGAUUGGGUGGUCUCACGUUGAGGUUACUGCUUAGUCCCUUUAACUCCCCGUGCCCUCCCAAAGGGGAGAGACAUUACUCAGCUAAGCAGCCAGAAGCUAUGUCAGCAGCUUCCAUGGUAUUUUUCCCUAAUGGGAAGCACUUGAUAGCUAUUUCUUCCUGCCCUGCCCGAAGCCAGGCAGUGGUCUGAUGUUCAGAUGAACUAGAUGCUCCUCUUCCCCUUCUCCAGUCCCCAAACCUGGACCAAAGUACUUCAAGUUCCAGGUGUGGUGUCCUCUCUCCUGGGAUGUGCUGCAGCUGCAGAACCCUGCCCUUUUCACAGCCUGGGCCACAGUGUGAGCCUCUCUGGCUAUCCCAGCUCAGGACGUGAGGCGGUCAUCACCAGGAAUUUAUCCCUGCCCCCUUCCCUAGCAGAGGCAAAGAAACUAGUCACUGGCGGUUGAGGGGAAUUCCCUCACCCUAUGGCUUCCCAGCUUGAAACCCGGACUCACCUCCUGGGAGAGGUGAGGGGCGGGGAGAACUGUAAAUAGAUUUGCUGCAGAGCAACUCAGGGUUGGGGUAUGUUUUAAUUCUCCUGAUCACUUGAAAAUAAUCUGUAGGCUGAAUGCUUCUGGAGUGUGGGAGAAAUGUGACUCCAGGGUCCUUCGUUCUCUGAGGCUCUGGGGGUGGAGUGUAGGGCCUGAGAAGCCCUUUGAUAGCGCGACUGCACUGUCCUUCUGGAAACCCAACCUGCCAUCAGCCGGAAAUCCAGAUUCCUCACAUUCCAGUGUGAGCUUUCUUUCCCUGUGACUCUCAGUCUCUAGCUAUGUGGUCUGGGGAACUCUGUUAAACCACCCAAAUUUAGGGAAUGAGAGGGAAGAAAGGAGGCCAUUAUAACUCUGCCUUCAAGAAUCAUUUCUUGAAAACAAAAUGGAAAAAAAAAAAAGAUAACCACCUUCAAUCACAGGCAAAACCAAAACAAAAAAAAAAAAAACCAACAGCAACCAUUUAACUGAAGGAAGGGCCUGGUUCCACUCCACCCCACGUUCAUUGUGCCUUUACUUGUGUUAGCUCUCUGUGCUUUCUUCCUCCCCUCUAUGACGCCAUUGAUUAAAACCUUCCUUAAUAACCGCCGUUUCCUUUCUGCUCAUUCCUUAAAGCUUGGUGGGUUCCUUCUCUGAUUGUCUUCCGCCUUACUCGCCUGGUGGCCGAGGGGCUCAGCGCACCCCCCUUUUUCAUGUCUAACCCGUCUCCUUCCCCACAGUUUCCAGCCUGGAAGUUAACAGUCAACACUGAGUGAGAGACCAGAGUGCUGUGUGUGCAUGUGCGUGCCCGCGUGUGUGUCCAUCUGCAUGUGUGUCAGUUUCCUUGAAAAAUAAUUUAUUGUGUGAUUUAUUCUGGAGUUUUUGUUGGGGUUACAGAGCCGCUCCUCGAUGGCACGGAUCCCUGCAUCCCCCCACCCCUGGCAUAAAAUGUAUUAUCUGGUCUCAGGUUGGAUUCCCUGGUACGGUUCUUUCUGUGCGGUUUAAUUAAACCUUAAAAGCAAAAAAGAAAGCUCUGUGUAUUUUUGUCAUGAGCAGUACUGUUUCAAGGGACGGCACGGAGAGAGGAGGAAACCCACUGCCUCCUCUUCUGGGCAGGCGUGGCGGUUUGAUUUCAGGCUCGUGUGGGUGUGUGCGGCAGGAGCACCCGAAGCUUUCUGCAGGCCUCUGCCUGUGUGUGUUUUUUUUUUUUUUUUUUAGAUUUAUUCAUUUAUUAUAUAUAAGUACACUGUAGCUGUCUUCAGAUACACCAGAAGAGGGCAUCGGAUCUCUUUACAGAUGGUUGUGAGCCACCAUGUGGCUGCUGGGAAUUGAACUCAGGACCUCUGGAAGAGCAGUCGGGGCUCUUAACCGCUGAGCCAUCUCUCCAGCCCCAUGCCUGUGUGUUUUAAAAACCACCAUUUUGGCCUGGCUGACCAGUGAUUCUGUUUUGUAUUUGCUGCUUAAGUCCGCAUUGCCUUCCAUGGGUUCUGUUCCUUGUGACCCCUUCAAUUCUAUCUUCCCGUGCCUGUGCUUUGAGGCUGAUUCUCACGCAGUCAGUGGAAGAAAAGGUGGAGGCAGGGCCCUCCUCUUGUGAAUCCAUUUGUAUGUGGGUGCUGUCUAUUUCUCUUUGUUUUCCAAGACAGGGUUUCCCUAGGUAGUCCUGGAUGACUUGGAACUCACUCUGUAGACCCGGCUAGUAGCCAUGAACUCAAAGAGAUCCUCUUGCUUCUUCUGGUGAUGGGCGCAGAGGUGUGCACCGCCACAUCUUCAUUGCCUUUUCAACAGAAAUCUUAGCUGGUUUUCUUGAGCUUUGACUUUAGGUGUGAAAAUUCAACCAGGCCUCUUUGUCUCUGUGUUUGCCACUGACAGUAACUACAGCAGAGUCCACUGAAUGUGACUUGAACUUUCACUGAUAGCAGACCGGCCAGUUACUUCCCUCUGGGUUUAUAGUGGGUGUGUCUGUCUGUCUGUCUGUCUGUCUGUCUGUCUGUCUGUCUCUGUAUCGCUCUCAUGGAAUCUAGGCAGAUAUAAUGGGUGUGCGUGCAUGUGUGCGUGGAAUGCUCUCGGGGGAUCUAGAUUAGAAAAUCCUGCCGGGGAAGGGUUACUACCAGAGUGGCUGAAUUCUUGAUUAUUUGACCCAUUAUGUUAUUAAUAUGAAUAAUAAUAAACUAUUUAUUGAUUUUA
Rattus norvegicus (Norway rat) is the source of this 6911-nucleotide messenger RNA. The record is from RefSeq and is a predicted model, not a curated record. Lineage: Eukaryota; Metazoa; Chordata; Mammalia; Rodentia; Muridae.